Molecule: messenger RNA, 3272 nt
Organism: Oncorhynchus mykiss (rainbow trout)
Lineage: Eukaryota; Metazoa; Chordata; Actinopteri; Salmoniformes; Salmonidae
Biological process (GO): positive regulation of canonical NF-kappaB signal transduction; positive regulation of cytokine production
Source: RefSeq, a predicted model, not a curated record
ACUGGGAAUAGGCUAUAACAGCGCACUAACUUCACCAUAUCGACGUGUUUGCAAUGGUAAUAGGUUAUGUUCUACAUCCAUGAGCUCAACAGCAGUAUAGUCUAUUAAUGUUUCCCAGUGUUCGGCAUAUUUGAAAAAACUAUGAAAGGACCUGGUGCAUUAUUUAUCCUAUUAUCUCUCUGGCGCAUUGAUUGUGGAGGAGUUGUGUAGGUCAUAGGAUGCCAGACAUUACACUUAAGAGAUUUCUGUUAUUGCAGUUUAACAGACAAGGAUAUCCAAGAAACAUAGCUGAGGACGUAGUGUACUUUUGAUUUAACAAAGAACGGAAGAUUAUGGAUGAAGGCACAGUUUCCAACGACUCUGUUCCAGAUUUAAAAGAUUUGGAGGUGAAAAUCGGACGGAAGACACCGGAGGGUUUGCUAAAGUGGAUGCGGGAAGAGGCGUCAACGCAACGCGGAGAUGCCAAGUUGAACUCGCCGGAGACCAAAGACGGAGACAUCACAGAGAGGAAGAGCCUAGAUGAGAAGAUUAGAAAACUAAAAGUCGAUAUGGCCCACCUGCGCUCGGUGGAUGUGAAGAUCCUGCAGCAGCUGCUGGCGGUGCACGAGGGGAUCGAGGCAUGCAAGUGGCUCCUGGAGGAGCGCGGCACCCUGGCCAGCCGCUGCAGCAGCCUGACCAGCAGCCAGUACAGCCUGGGAGAGGGCCCUGGAGGAGACACCUCCUGGAGAGACAGCUGGAGCAGCCUGCAGGACCCCCUCAACGACAAGCUGGAUAACAUCUCUAUAGGUAGCUACCUGGACACCCUGGCGGACGACAUGGAUGAGUACUGCCCCUCUAGUUCUGAGUAUGCGCUGUGUUCUACUCCACUGGGGACUGAGAUGCCCACUCGGACUGGCGGAGGGACAGGUGCUGGGGUAGGGGUGGGGAGAGGUGCUGGAGCAGGGGCAGUGUCUGGGGCAGGGGUUUUGGCUGGGACAGGAGGGGCAGGAGCUGAGUUAAGCCCGGGCACAGGGGUCAAGGUAGUUGUUGGGCCUGGGGCUCCCCAAGUCAAGCCAGAGAUCCCCAAAGAGGAGCCUCCCAUUUGGACUAAGGCCAAAGAGGUAGUGAAAGGAACCACCAUCACCAAGGGCACCAAGGACUCCAACCAAAUGCAGCAGCCCAGUAAGAGCAAUGGCGUCCUGGAGAAGGCAGUCAGGCAAGCAGGAGGACUUGCUGACUCGGCCCGGGCCUGCCUGGCUGAGAAGCUGGGGAAAAACCAGAGCCCCAAACUCAAACCCUAUAAGAACGGCAAGAUCGACCUGGAUGGCUGCAAGAUGAACGGCACAAUGCACCUGGAGUAUGACGCCCAUUGGCGAUGGGUGCAGUCGCAGGAUGAUGUUACAUUUCUGUGAGGUGGAUGUAUUACGCCACUAAAGACGCUUAGCCUGCUCCCAUGUAAUGACCGAACAGGUCAAAGGUUAAAAGAGAUGGGUCUUGGACUGGUGUUGUGGUUGAUUGCAGUUAUUAUACAAACUUCUACAAUUGCCAUUGUGCAAUACACCAGGUGUGGAUGAGUAGGAGAGUACAACACCAUUACAUUAUGUUCUAUUCACUCUAAAUGUGACUGCACUAACUUUCUAGAACAUUGACAGUAUUAUAUUUGGGAUAAAGUUGAUAUUUUGUUUACCCUCUCUUCCUGUGUGCAUUGUAAUAUACAGUACCAUGGAAAAUUAACAAUUUCCAAAAUAAAAUAUAUUUGUUACACAUACACAUCUAUAGAACCUAGUUAAUGACCAAAGUUUGCCCUUACUGAUCAAUCCCAUGUCAAAAUGAUUGUAAAACACCCUAUCUAUGAAUUAUAGAUACCUGAAUCCUUCUCAUACAUACUAUACCAUAGCAUGCAAAGAGCAUCUAGAAUGUUCCUACUGUUUGCACACGAUUGCUAUUGUGGAUGUCCUAAAAUUACCUAAAGUACUUAACCAGUCAAUGCAAUAUGUAUAAUCAGUGAAUCACAAUGCAAUGAAUCUGUGCAUCAGGUUCUUAUGUGGGUGGAUGUGUUAAAAUGUGUCAAUAUGGCUGAGUAUUAAUAUUGUUAUUUUGUGGAUUAUACAGUAUUUUUCAUUUGGAAAGCAGAUGUUGUCAUCGGUGUAAUCCUAAACUAUUAUGCCUGUAUCUCCCAUUCCAAGUUAACUGCACUGUUUUUCUGAUAAUCCUGAUGGUUUAAAUGACUGAUUUGCCCUCUUUCAGUACUCCGCUGUCUUAAUGAGUCCAACUGUCUCUGUUCUUUUUCGGUGUUGAGUGGUGUGAAGUUAUUAGUCAUUUAGGUGGGUGAAAAUUGCAUGUCAUGUGCUGACUGGUUUAUUGGUAAAAAAAAUCACCAUGAAAAAUGUGUGAAAAGCUUAAUACAGGGAAGGAAAGCGAUAUUCCCUCGAAGCCUUUUGUAUUCGGUUCUAAACAACCCACUCUCACACAGAACCAUCACCACUGAAAGCUAAUAAUAUCUCAACACUCCAAGGGAGGGGUUGCCAGGACAACUGAUAGAGGGUGAGAGAGAGAGAGAGUUCACGUGUGUAUGUACAUGUGUGUCUGUGUGAGUGCACGUCUAUGCAUUGAUGUGUGUGUGUGUGUGUGUGCACAUAUGUGUGUUUGCAACUGGCUGCUGUGCACAGCUGCUCUGCUAGAUUUAGAUGAGGAUGGAGGUGUCUCAAGGGGCUGUUCUUUACUAGGCUAUCCCCUUAUUUUUCAUCAAGGGAAAACCACACAUUUCACUGCACCUAUCUGUUGUAUGUAAGAAUCAAACAUGUAAAAGAAAUGAAUAGUAAUUGUCUCACCCCAUCACCCUCUCCCAUCCCAUCCCAUUCUACCCUGUCGCCAUUAGUCAUAUAAUGCACUGUAUUUGUUAGAUAAUGGAUACCAGAUAAGGUUUGUGUAUUGCAUAGGCAUUGUGAAUGUUAUCAGAUCUAUUCUGCAUGUCAUGGCACGAGAUUAGUGUAACAAAUCAAUUUAGGAAGGAGUGUUUUCAAUUGAAUUAAGUUAGGAUUUCCCUUCGUGAUGUUUUGAAUUCUGUAUACUCAUGCCUUUACUUCCUUGUUAGCGGUCUUAGUUCCAUGUUUCUAGGGUGUCUGUCUCUGUGUGAUGUCUUUGCUUGCGUGGCUCCAGUUCUGUACCACUCAGCACUCCUAUUAGAGCAGCCUUUUAAUAUGUUUCAGAUGAGUUUUCACUUAAAGACCUCAGCGAGACUCCGUGACGGGCAGGCAGGGUAGGCAGUGCUUACCCUGUGAUAGUCUAAUAAA